AUGGCAAUUCUAGAGGCGAUUGGAAAACUGUUACAAUUCAUGCAAUGGCUCACCACGAUCAUGUUGGUUGAGCAUGAUUCUGAUGGCGAUGAGUGGCACAACAACCCAUGUUCUACCCACACGAUGCCCUGUUUCCCCAUGUUCAGAAUAACUUCUCAACAUGAUGACGUAUUAAGUAAGAGAUUUAGUAGAAGUGCCUAUAAAAGAGAAUGGAACUUCUAUCUUCUUCGUACUAUUGCUGAAUUCCUUUCAGAAUAUCUACAUUAUCUUUUCAAGCAAAAUACGCAAAACACGAUGACAGACAAUCUCAGACGUGCCAUGCAAGACAUCGACUUAGGAAGUGAGGACGCUCCCUUUGUUCUUCCCCCUGAAGUGGUGAGACAAGCAGCGGCAGAGAACCGUUUCAUCCUUAUUGGACGUCCCUCUAUGCCUCGUCGACAAAAUUUGCGCAACCUUGUUGCCACCAUGCCUCGGGUUUGGGGAUUGGAAGGACUUGCUCGUGGUCGUGUUAUAGAGGGGAGAAGAUUCCAAUUUUUUUUCCCUUCUGAGGAAGCGAUGGAUACGGUGGUUCGACGUGGGCCUUGGGCGUAUGCAGACAGGAUGAUUGUCCUUCAACGGUGGACACCUCUGAUGGACAUGGCGUUGCUCAAUUUUAUCCCGUUCUGGAUCCAAGUGAGGGGUAUUCCGCUCCAGUACAUGAACCGGGAAGUGAUUCUGCAUAUUGCUCGUGCUAUGGGUCAUCAAUAUAUCCAGAUGGAGUAUAAUGAAGAAACAGGAGGACAGAUGGAGUUUGUGCGGUUUCGUCUUAACUGGGACAUCACACAACCACUCAAGUUUCAGAGAAACUUCCAGUUUACUCCUGGUAUCAAUACUCUCCUUCGUUUUCAGUAUGAGCGAUUGAGAGGUUUCUGUGAAGUUUGCGGUCUUAUCACACAUGAUUCGGGUCGCUUAAAGCUGGUUGGAUUUUUAGAGAUCAUCGAGGUCAAUACUGUGGCGCAGGCCAAGCCAUUGGGAAUAGAGUUAACAACGCUCUUGAGAGUGAACUACAAGGUAUUUUAA
This is a messenger RNA of Brassica oleracea var. oleracea, 1059 nucleotides long. RefSeq lists its product as uncharacterized. The coding region runs from base 1 to 1059 and encodes 352 amino acids. The transcript is spliced from 2 exons. NCBI's taxonomy places the organism in Eukaryota, Viridiplantae, Streptophyta, Magnoliopsida, Brassicales, Brassicaceae. The record is from RefSeq and is a predicted model, not a curated record.